Molecule: messenger RNA, 1611 nt
Organism: Hansenula ciferrii
Lineage: Eukaryota; Fungi; Ascomycota; Saccharomycetes; Phaffomycetales; Wickerhamomycetaceae
Exons: 1
Coding region: 1-1611 (536 amino acids)
Biological process (GO): transmembrane transport
Cellular component (GO): membrane
Molecular function (GO): transmembrane transporter activity
Source: RefSeq, a predicted model, not a curated record
AUGACUUCCAGCUCCAAUAAAAGCAUCACCAAACCAGAAGAAUUAGAUCGCGGUUCAUUCAUUUAUGAUGUAAAUAGAGGAGAUAUUAUCGCCACCACAAAUGAUUAUAGUGUUUUUGAAGAUGAAAAAUCACCUGAAGAUUUCUCUGAUGUUGAUGAGAAAGCCGUGUUGAAAAAGAUUGAUUGGCACCUUUUACCAAUCGUCUCUGUCUUGUAUCUUUUAGCAUACUUGGAUCGUGGCAAUAUUGGUAAUGCUAAAAUUGAAGGUUUAACUGAGGAUUUAGGGUUGACUGAUAAUCAAUAUAAUAUCUGUUUAACCAUGUUUUUCAUUCCUUAUGCCCUAUUUGAAGUUCCUUCAAACAUUUUGUUGAAGAAAAUCGGGAAACAAUCAAUUUAUUUACCAACAAUCAUGUUGAUUUGGGGUAUAAUUAUGGUUACUAUGGGUACAGUUAAAGGUUAUCAUGGAUUAUUAGUAACAAGAUUAUUUUUGGGUGUAUUUGAAUCAGGGUUGUUUCCAGGUAUUUCAUAUGGAUUGAGUAUUUAUUACUUGAGAUCUGAAUUACAACUUAGACAAGCUAUGUUUUAUAGUGCAGCUUCAAUUGCAGGUGCCUUUUCAGGUUUAUUAGCUUUUGCAAUUGCCAAAAUGCAUGGUACGGGUGGUUAUGAAGGCUGGAGAUGGAUUUUCAUUUUGGAAGGUUUAUUAACUGUGAUUGUUGCUUUCGUUGUUUAUUUCAUUAUGCCAGAUUAUCCUGAUACUGCUAAAUUCCUAACACCAAGAGAACGUAAAUUUGUUUUGUGGAGAUUAGCAAAUGAUAAUACAAUUAAAAAUGAUGAAAUUGAAGUUCAUUCUGAGUCUACUACAUCAUCAAGAAGAUUUGCACCAGAUCUUGGAAUAUUCAAUGAAAAAGAACAUGAUAUUACAAUGAAACAAGCUUUCUUCACAUCAGUAAAAGAUUGGCAAAUUUAUUUCCAUAUUUUGAAUUUUUUUGCAAUUUGUGUUCCAACUUAUGCAGUUGCAUUGUUUUUACCAAGUGUUGUUAAAAAUAUGGGAUAUUCAAGUUCAAGAGCUCAGUUAAUGACAAUUCCAAUUUAUAUUACUGCAUCCAUUAGUGCUAUUAUUCAAGGUUAUUUCUCUGAUAAAUUUAGUAUAAGAUCAUUGUUUAUCUGUGGAAAUUUGCUAUUGGUUAUUAUUGGUUUCAUCAUGAAUAUUGUCGGUCAAGAAACUGGAACUCCUGGUGUUAUCUAUGCUGGUUGCUUUUUAGCAGUUUUGGGGCUUUAUAGUUCAUUCCCAGGUUGUACCACAUGGUGUGCAAAUAAUUUAGCAAAUUCAAGGAAAAGAGCUAUUGCUAUGGCGAUUCAAAUUGGAAUUGGUAAUUUUGGUGGUGCAUUCUCUUCAAAUUUUUAUAAAACUGGUGCUUAUACAAUGGGUCAUGGUUUAUCAUUGGGGUUUGCAGCUAUGGGUAUUGUUUCAUCUACUGUCUUGGUCCUUAAUUAUAAACGAAUCAAUAAGAAACGUGAAAAGGAUCUUUCAAAUGGUAAAUAUGAUGACACAACAGAUGAAGAAUUUUACAGAAUGGGUGAUAAAUCACCAUUUUUCAAAUAUAAAUGUUGA